AUUUCCUUAAACAAUGCAGGGCCAAACUGUACUUCUCUUCCUCAGUUCAACAUUUUGCAGAAACAGAAACACAGCUCUUGGCUUUUUUCUUUUUUUAAGCAUUGCUGACAGAGUGGAGACAAAUUUUUAUUCUACCAUGUAUAACUAUGGAAUAGCAUUAACAAGUGAAAGAUGUAGUAAUUUAGACAUUUCUUCAUUUUAGAGAGAGAAUAUGGAAACAUCAUUGGUUUUCUUUUCUCAAUUAAGUAUGUGUGAAUCAAAAGAAAAAACUUUUUUCAAGUUAAUACAUGGUUCAGGGAAAGAAGAAACAAGCAAAGAAGCCAAAAUCAGAGCUAAGGAAAAAAGAAACAGGCUAAGUCUUCUGGUUCAGAAACCUGAGUUUCACGAAGAUACCCACUCCAGUAAAUCUGGGCACUUGGCCAGAGAAACAAGAGCCUCCCCUGAAGAAGCAGUGGUAUGGGGUGAAUCAUUUGACAAACUACUUUCCCAUAAAGAUGGACUGGAGACUUUUACCAGAUUUCUUAAGACUGAAUUCAGUGAGGAAAAUAUUGAAUUUUGGAAAGCCUGUGAAGAUUUCAAGAAAAGCAAAGGACCUCAACAAAUGAUCUUUAAAGCAAAAGCAAUAUAUGAGAAAUUUAUACAGAAUGAUGCUCCACAAGAGGUCAACCUUGAUUUUCACACCAAAGAAAUCAUUACAAAGAGCAUCACCCAACCCACCCUCCACAGUUUCGAUGCUGCACAGAGCAGAGUGUACCAGCUUAUGGAACAAGACAGUUACGCACGUUUUCUGAAAUCUGACAUCUAUUUAGACUUGAUAGAAGGAAGACCUCAGAGACCAACAAAUCUUAGAAGACGAUCCCGCUCAUUUACCUACAAUGAAUUCCAAGAUGUAAAGUCAGAUGUUGCCAUUUGGUUUUGAGGAAAACUUAUUUGGCUCAUUUUGAUAGCAAACUUGUACAUCUGCUUCUAAAAUAUAGCACGUUUAUGUUAACAAAUGGGUGCAUCUUUUAAGAUAAAGUGCAUCGUCUGAAAGGGUUUUUAAAAUGUAAGUCAAAGCUUUUAUUCUAACAAUACAUACUGUAACUGCCACUAUAUUCUGUAAUACCUUCCAUUUGACUUCAUUCCAUUCAUAAUAAAAAAAGCUUAUUAUUUAAUUAAAAGACAGUAAAGAAGUAAUAAGAAUGUUUUAUAAGACCAUAAAGUUAAGUAAAGGUUAAGCUUUUGUAAAAUCGUCAAGUUUGGUGAAAUAUCUCGUUUGACUUUUUUCUAGAUGUUAACAACUAAUGCUCAGAUAUUCAUAUAUUCAGACAUUUCCAUAAUGAUGAACAUUCAGUCAUAGAUAGAGUAUAAGUGAUUCAGUUCUUACAAUGACAGAGGACAAUCAUUUGUCUUUGGUUUACUAACCCCGGCUCAAGAAUAGCAAUGUGUGAUUUCUACUUAGACACCAGCAAUAGGAACUUUAGGAAAGUAACAUCAAUCUCUGUAGAACUUCCAGGUUAAACAUAAUGUAAGUUGUUGAUUGAAGAUGGGUUCCACUCAUCCCCAAGUGAGCUUGGGUUCACCUCAUUAAGUGGAACACACUUCUGAUGGUUACAGACCGUGAUUAUGCUUAGCUCCAGAUGGGGUCUGGAUAGAAAUAGGUAGAUAGAACAUCUGCUCAUUUGUUAACAGAAUUUCUACUAAAAGAGUGGGAAAACAGUGAGUUGAAUGAUACCCAAAGGAGGUAUAUCCCAAGAGUAAUUAGGGUUCAUGUUGGGGCUUUUAGGAUUGAGAUUAAAAACUAAAAAUGAGAGGAAGUAAAGAAGCAAAGAGUCCAAGGCUCUGGAGACGCAUGCAUCUUCCACACCAGCGCAUAUUCAGAAAGUCUUCCCCCACUGAUCUUUUUCCAAAUUUCAUUGAAUCAUUUAAUACUAUGUUAUUUGAAUAAGAUUUUGCUAAUAAAUCUAUGUCUCUAAUUUAAAGAAAUGGUUAAUUUUAGGUGUAUGUGUGUUGCAUGAUCUGUAAAUGUCCAUAUUUAAAGAUGCUAUUCAUUUGGCUUUGGCAAAUACUGUUUUAGUUGAUGUGUAAAAUAGAAAAACUGUAGAUCACCUAUAAUAAUUAAUAUUUUUAAUUUCUUCAUUCAUAUAGUUAAUAGUUAAUAUUUGCUUGACCACUAAAUCCUCUUACUAAUUACUGACUCCUGUCAACUUAGACAUAGACAUAAACAUGUUUUCUUAGUAAGAUAGAAAGUACUAAUUGAAGUAUUUGCCACUGAUCUGAAUGCUAAAUCAAUUCCUAUACUGUUGUGAAUAUGAAAAAAAGGUAGCAUGCAGUUCAAGGAUCAACUAAGAAGUGACUUUUAAUUUUAUUUGAUUUGUAUAUUAUUUUUUGUAUCAAUGUCUUCAAAGAGUUUGAUUGCUUCAUACACAGAGUUAAUUCUUGAUGCAGCUUUCUGAUCUCAUCAGAAAAAUCAUGGACUAAUUUUUAACAUCAUUUGUCUAAGGCGACAAAUACAUAUUAUGAGCUUUUUCAUUUGAAAUACUCUUCAGAAUUAUAUGAUACCUUGUUUAAAUUAUGAAAUAUUCAGUGAGACUCUUCAAAAACAUACCAGGACUUUUUGAUGAAGUUAAUGCCUGACUUCAAGGAAUUUGAUAGGUGGGGGAAAUAACAUCACCAAAUACAGAAAACAAAACAAGCAAUUGAGGAAGUGAAAGAAGCCGAGUAAAAAUGUACAGACAGUACUGAAUGCUAGCUGAAGCAUUGCAGAAGUUACAAUAAAAGUCUGAGAAUUUGCAAGCCUCAGUGAGAUCCUUAAGUGGAUGUCUGAUCCUCAAAAAUUCACUUAACUUUGAAAAAACCUUAACUUCUACUUUCUUUUUAAAGAUAAGGACUCAGGAUUUCUAAUUUCUAAUCAUCUUUAUAGUUCCUACAUUUAUUGAUUCUAAGUGGAUUACCUGAUAUUCUCCAAACAACUCUUGAUGGAUACCCAAGUAAUGAAAACACACAAAUAAAUGUGGUUAAUAAAGAAAGGUUUCAGGCUAUUUAAGAUGAGUUAUUGCUCUAAGAGUAAGGAGUGAUUUUGUAGGAAACUUGGAAUUACACAAAGGGAAAGAAACCAUAGAAAGUAUAGCUUUAAAGUUGGAGUUGGGUUGAGUUAAAUAAUUAGGGUAUCUUGAAGCCCAUAGACAAAAGUCAAUACCUAUGCUGUCAUAUUUUGUAUGUAAUAGAAGCUCAACAAAUGACUGUGGAGUCAAGUGGGAGAUAAAGGAAGCAUUAUGAGAAAGUGUCAUAUUUCAGCAAAGAGAAAAGGCUUUAAAAUGUGGCAUAUUUUUAUUUGAAUCCUGGUUCUGCCACUUAUCAAGUGCAGUAUACUGGGAAAGUUGUUUAAAUAUUCUGAACUUCAAGUUUUCAUUUGCCAUACUGGAAUAAGACAUUUAUAGUGUUCUUAAGAUGAUUAAAUUUUAAAAUAUUUGUAAAGUGCUAAGUAUAGAUUGAUUUUGAUAUGUGGACAUGAUUACCGAAAUUAUUCCUGGUAUUUAAGUAUCAGAUUUUAAUUAUAAUAUAUAUUUCCCUAAUAAUGUCUAUGUUAAAAAUCAAACAAAUGUCCUUUGAGAAUAAUGAGAUUUUCUUGAGUAAAAUAUGGGGACAGUUAUUGCUGUCAUCAAAUCUCAUAAUUUUGCACUGCAUAGAAGAGUAAAUAAUAAUAUUUUAGCUAAAUGAGGAAUAUGAGAAAAUUAUAAUCUUAAAAGUCUUCUAAAGACAAAACUGAAAAAAUAAUGAACUUUUAGUUAUAUGCAAUGUAUGCCUUCUUUAAGAAACAAAAAAAAGGACAGAGCACAUUGAAGAUGUAUACCCAUCAAAAGGCUUACAGACUUGAGUAUAGCAUUAACUAAAUUUAAAUACAUUAAAUUUAUUUUCAUUGUGCCACAUUAACUUAUCUUUAAUUUCCUCACUCUUUAAAUACCAUGUCUAUAAAAGAGAAAAAACAAAAACAAAAACCCUUGCCAAUUUAAUCACAUUUGCUCAUCUACAUACCUGAAGUCUUUUCAACAAUAAAAGUAAAAGGUGAUAUAAUAUAUCCAAAUCCAUCUUCUAUAACAUGUAAAAUGAAUGAAUAAAUAUUUGUUGAAACUGUAUUUUAUUUAUCUGUUAGAUGCUGGACAUUCAGAAGUGAAUCAGAGAGGAAUGAACAGGCGAGAGAAAGAGGGAAAGAAACUUCAUUGUAUGUUCUCUGAUAAAGUUUGAAUUCUACAAAAUACAGCUGAAAGCCAUGUUUUAAAAUAGACACUCCUUCAUAUUUAUCCUAAAUAGGAAAUCUUUGACCGAAUUUAUCUUUUGAAACUAGAAGUAACCUAGUUUUUCUUUUUCUAAUUUCUUUAAGAGAAACAGAGAAGACCCACUUUCACAAUUGUGCAUCUUUUUUUAAAUGAAAACAGAACUAAUAGCAAUCACACAGAUAAAAACACAUUUUAUUUAAGACUUGCCUUUUAAAUGAACCAAUUGUAGAAAAGACCUUCAAAAGAGUAAAAAAAGGAGACAGAGAACAUAAUUUUAGGCAACAUUUUAAGAAAUCAUAUAACUUAAGAAAUGAGAGAAAAAUUAACAGCAUAAGCGGUAAAAUAUUACAUUUGAAACAUAGAGCCAGUAUGAACUGUGAUUCUAAAGGAUAAAAUCAUUUUAUAGAAAAUACAUUUAUGUGGAAACUUGCCUUUGAAUUGAACUUUCUAGAGUAGAAAUGAAACUUUUAGAAAUAAUAACCAAAGGAAAUAUUUUAAAAAUCAUGAAUUUAGUAAAAACAUUAUUAGCUUUCAGAUUGUAUGUUUAUAGUUUCAUCUCUGACACCUUUACCUAUCUGCAGAGAAUAAACAGUAAUUGUUAAGUAUGAAGACUGAAACAUUGCUAAGUUUAGAGCUACUAAAAAAUAGCAAAAUUUUGCUUAAUAGACUAUUUAUUAGAGCAAGGAAGUGAAUGAAAAACAUUUAGAAGAUUGUUAUCGGCCUGUGAAACCCAACAAUUAUUUUCUGAACAUUGAACAACACGCAGAGAAAUGUGAAUAUUUAAACAUGAACUCCAAAGAGGUCAAGCCAGUAUGAAUGAUACAUGUAUUUAUCAACCCAUACCUGGGAAUACUCUGUAUCUAAUUUAGCCUUGUUUAAUUACACAGAGUUUUUGUAGUUCAAUAAACAUUUGCUGUGCUUUACUUCUUUUCCAGUCAUUGUACUGGACUGUAGGAAUGAAAAAGCUAAUAAUAUAGUGUAGAGUCUAUUGUUGAGGCUAUCACACCCAAUGGCAAACACACAAA
Manis javanica (Malayan pangolin) is the source of this 5281-nucleotide messenger RNA. RefSeq names its product regulator of G protein signaling 18 (gene RGS18). The record is from RefSeq and is a predicted model, not a curated record. Lineage: Eukaryota; Metazoa; Chordata; Mammalia; Pholidota; Manidae.